This is a messenger RNA of Sclerotinia sclerotiorum 1980 UF-70, 2940 nucleotides long. RefSeq lists its product as hypothetical. Lineage: Eukaryota; Fungi; Ascomycota; Leotiomycetes; Helotiales; Sclerotiniaceae. The transcript has 2 exons. Bases 1 to 2940 code for a protein of 979 amino acids. The record is from RefSeq and is a predicted model, not a curated record.
AUGGAUAAGAUCAAGGCAAUCUUUCACGGCACUACACCACAAUAUGAGAAGGAGGUAAAGGAAGAGAAGAAAGCCGAAAAGGCAGAGGCAAAGCAAGAGAAGAAGGCGGAAAAGGUCGAGGAGAAAGAGGAGAAGAAGGCUGAAAAGCAUGGUUCACUGUCACACACCGGCGAAGCAAGCCAUGUCGGAAAUGAUUCCCAUUCUACGACUCAUCCAACGACUAAUACCACACACACAUCCAAUACCUCUCACAUGAAUCCCACACCUGCUGGCGUAAGUCAUACAUCAGGAGGACUUGACCAAAACAACGUUGGAAGUCACGGCAAUCAUCACCUUGGCAGAGAUGCAGCUCUCGGAAGUGGAGCAGUAGGUGCUGCUGGUUUGGCAGAACAUGAACACCGAAAGCAUGAAAAUACAGGUCUUGGUUCAAAUCAAACCCAUGGACAUACUGAGGGUUCCCAUGGACCUCAUAACUCCGCUGCAUUAAAUGCCGCCGACCCAAGAGUCGAUUCUGACUUGGAUGGAAACCGCCUCCCUAAUAAGACUUCUUCGGGAUAUGGUACUAAGGACGCUUAUGGCACAACUGAGUCCGGCUCUUCGGGACAUCAUUUGGGUCGUGAUGCUGCCGCACUUGGUGCAGCAGGAGCUGUUGGGGAGGGCAUCCACCACAACAAUCACCACAACAACCAACACACUCAAGAUGGUCUUGGGGGAAGUCAAGGACCUCACAGCACGGCGACCGCGAAUCGUUUGGACCCUAAUUUGAGUAGUUCCGGAGUCCCAACUGAGGAUUCUCACACUCAUUACGGCCACGGAGCUAACUCUCGACUCGGCGUUGAGGGCGGUGGAGCUGAACAGGCUGAUGGUGUUCACGGUGCUACAGGUACCUCAGCUGGUGCUGGCGUAGUUCCUGUUGGAGCAUACGAAUCUGGCCAUGGACAGCAUACCAAUGCUGGACCACACUCAUCUAACUUGGCCAACAAGGCGGAUCCAAGAGUUGAUAGCGAUCUAUCCAAGCAACAAAAUCAUCACUAUGGACGUGAUGCCGCCGUUGCUGCCGGUGUCGGUGGAGCUGCAUAUGAAGCCAACAAACAUCAUCACAACAGUGCAAACACUACUACUGGUCCUCACUCUUCCAACCUUGAAAACAAGGUAGACCCAAGAGUGGAUAGCGAUCUGUCCAAGCAAAACAAUCACCAUUACGGACGUGACACCGCUGUUGCUGGAGGUCUUGGUGGAGCUGCAUAUGAAGCUAACAAGCAUCACCAUAACAAUACAAACACUACUACAGGUCCUCACUCUUCAAAUCUGGAGAAUAAGGUAGACCCAAGAGUGGAUAGCGAUCCUUCAAAUCAACACAACCAUCAUUAUGGACGCGAUGCGGCCGUCGCUGGGGGUCUUGGCGGAGCUGCAUAUGAAGUCAACAAACAUCAUCACAACAACAACGGAACCACAAACACCACUGCCGGGCCUCACUCUUCAACCCUUGAGAACAAAGUAGAUCCACGGGUUAACAGUGACAACUCCAGGGAGGGACAUCACUAUGGCAGAGAUGUCGCUCUCGCAGGUGGUGCUGCAGCAACAGCCUACGAAGCUAAUAAGCAUCACCACAACAACAACACCAAUACUACUACUGGACCUCAUUCUUCAAACCUUGAAAACAAGGUAGACCCAAGAGUUGAUAGUGAUCGCUCCAAGGAAGGGCAUCACUAUGGAAGAGAUGCCGCCCUCGCAGGUAGUGCUGCUGGAGCUGCUGGAACAGCUUAUGAAGUUAACAAGCAUCAUAACGCUCACGGUACCGAACACAAGCCCGUUGGGAAAGACAUUGGAGACAAACUCCAUGGCGUCGAGAGAAACCGUGGUGUCAAUGGACCCACCGGAUUUCCCCAUGAAAGCGGUCACACAAUUGCGCCUGGUCCAGUAGGAAGUGGUGUUCCAGGAGCUCCGCGCGGAAAUGUCCAAGAUCCCCACAACACCUACGGUCAUCACAAAUCGAGCAGCAUUGAUGCCCCAGUUCAUAAUUCCACAGGACCUGACCAUAUCUUCACUGCCCCUGUCAUGGAUGAUCCUGCGGAAAACUUAGCCCUCCGAGAAGGAAAGAUCGAUCAGCAUGAACACCGCCGCCGAGACUCCGAAAAUGGGCGUCCUCAUCCUGAAGAAAGCACCUUCGCUACUGAUGGUGGGUAUGAGCACGGCAAGGACAGAAAAUUAGAGCAUGAAAUUAACUCUGCUCCGUUGGGUAACACUGCCACUACACAUGGCUCUGGCUUGGGAGAGAACACCUAUAACACCUCUUCAGGUUCUGGUUUGAAUCAUGACAACUUAACCGGGCACAACGGUGCAUCCUCAGGUACUACUGGCUUAAAUCAUAGUUCUGGUUUGACUGGACACAACACCACCGGUGUUAACCAAGGUCCAUCAACCGGUACUACUGGUUUGAGCCAUGGCUCCGGCCUUACCGGGCACAACACCACUGGCCUUAACCAAGGUUCUGGUUUGACAGGACACCACACCACUGGUCUCAACCACGGUUCUGGGUUGACUGGAAACAACACCACUGGUCUUAACCAAGGCUCUGGUCUGACCGGACACCACACUACCGGCCUUAACCAAGAUUCUGGUUUGACUGGACACCACACUACUGGUCUUAACCACGGUUCUGGUUUGACUGGACACAACACAAAAUCUACCGGUAACACGGGUUUAGGCUAUGACUCUAGCUUUACUGGAAGCAACACCACAUCCACCGGUACUUCAGGUUUGGGUUAUGACUCUGGUCUUACUGGGCACAACACAACUACUGGGCACAACACAACCACUGGCCUCAACCAUGGCUCUAGCUUGACUAGGUCAUCAGGUGCCCAUGGUGUUUAUAGCGAUAACAGAUUGGGAGAGACUUCUGAAUUCGGAAACGCCAAUACCAACAAUCGGGUUUUGUAA